AUGACACAGCGUAACAGGCUCCGGGGGAAACGAGGCGGCACUAGGAACAGGUUGAGGCUACAAGCACACCGACCACCACUGCCUAGCAUCCUGCUCGCGAACAUCCAGUCCCUGGACAACAAGCUGGAUGAGCUCAGAGCCAGGAUCAGGUACCAGAGGGACACAAGAGAUUGCAACAUCAUCUGCCUGACGGAGACAUGGCUGACCCCCACCUUACUGGACCAUGCCAUUCAACCAGUGGAGUUCUUCACAGUUCAUCGUAUGGACAGAAUGGCUGAGUCGGGGACGUCUAGAGGCGGGGGAGUCUGUCUCAUGACCAACAACAACUGGUGCAGAGAUGUUGUGUGUCUUUCUAAGUCCUGCUCGCCCAACCUAGAACUUUUAACCAUCAAAUGCUGGCCUUUCUACCUCCCCCAGGAAUUCACCUCCGUUAUUCUCAGUGCUGUCUACAUUCACCCGCAGGCGGACACGGACGCUGCAUUAGCCGAGCUACAUGAGGCUAUCUCCAGCUACCAGGCUAACCACCGGGAGGCAGCCCUCAUCGUGGCCGGGGAUUUUAACAGUGCCAACCUGAGGAAGGCGAUGCCAGAACUCCGCCAGCACAUCGCCUUCCCCACCAGAGGAGACAGAACUCUGGACCACUGUUAUUCUCCCUUCAGAGACGGCUAUGCAGCCAAAACACAACCACCAUUCGGCAGGUCAGACCACGACUCCAUUCUCCUUCUGCCCAGGUACAAGCAGCGGCUGAAGCGGGCAGCCCUGUUGGAGAGAGAAGUGUCGCGCUGGUCUGACCCUGCAGAGGCCGCCCUGCAGGAUACCUUGGAGACAGCAGACUGGAACAUGUUCCAACACAGCUCCGUGGAGGACACUAUCCCCAAAAGAAAAAUCAAGGAGUUUCCCAAUCAGAAGCCAUGGAUGAACAAAGGCAUCCCCGACGCUCUGAAGUCCUGCACCGCCGCCUACAACACAGGACUCGCUACCAGAGACAUGGGACUGUACCGGGCCGCUACGUACAGUGUUCGCAGAGCCAUGAGGGAGGCCAAGCAGAGGUACGGGGAGAAGCUGGAGUCACAGCCGCAGCGGAGGGACAUCAGGGGACUGUGGCAGGGACUACGAACAGUGAUGGACUACAAAGCAACACUGAUGCCCAUGAUUGGCCAUCUGAUCUUAUCCACCCACUCACGAUCAGUGGGACAAAGGUGGAGUGAGUGGAGAGCUUCAAGUACCUGGGUGUCAACAUCACGCAGGACCUGACGUGGUCCUGUCACAUCAGCACCCUGGUGAUGAAAGCUCGACAGCGUCUCUACCUCCUCCGACGCCUGAGGGACUUUAAGCUCCCUCUCAUGGUGCUCAGGAGCUUCUACAUCUGCACCAUUGAGAGUGUUUUGGCUGGGAGUAUCACCACCUGGAUGGGCAGCAGCACCCAGCAGGACUUCUUGGCCCU
Stegastes partitus (bicolor damselfish) is the source of this 1444-nucleotide messenger RNA. NCBI's taxonomy places the organism in Eukaryota, Metazoa, Chordata, Actinopteri, Pomacentridae. The record is from RefSeq and is a predicted model, not a curated record.